Mercenaria mercenaria is the source of this 5250-nucleotide messenger RNA. Its product is annotated as rho GTPase-activating protein syd-1-like. The record is from RefSeq and is a predicted model, not a curated record. Gene Ontology annotation, biological process: signal transduction. The transcript has 5 exons. Gene Ontology annotation, molecular function: protein binding. Lineage: Eukaryota; Metazoa; Mollusca; Bivalvia; Venerida; Veneridae. The coding region runs from base 142 to 3297 and encodes 1051 amino acids.
UUAAUAACUUUGAAGGGAAAACGGAGUCUGUUUUGAGCGCGGUAUUGAUCGUGAAGCGUGAUUAAUUUAAUUCUGUCUCCCAGCAAGCACAAAUACGUCUGCUCAAAAUAUCUUCUGCUACCUUUUCAGGAAGAAGAGUCCAUGGCACAGGGGCCUGGUCGUCAGAACGCGGGCAGGCAAAGACAUACUUCACAUCAGGUCAGAGCGAGCAGACGAUCGCUGAGCGCGGAAAGCAGGCCGUACAAAUACGCAACUUAUGUGUCAGAUCGCGCUCAGUCAUCGACUGGCGAAAAUUCAGCAGACGAGUCAUUGCUAAAACAACCAGGUAGCGAGGAUGUGUUCCAGUCUAGUUAUGGUGCUAAAAACAGGACUUCCAAUCGCAGUGGAGCCCCGGAAAUGGGCAUAAAAACUAUAGAAAUGGAAAAUUCUUCAGUGAUUCAAACAGUGGAAAUAUUCAAACGACCUGGUCAAACUCUUGGAUUUUAUAUUCGCGAGGGAAAUGGUCAGGACCGACAGGAAGGAGUGUUUAUUUCGCGGAUUCAAGCUGGAACAGUAGCAGAAAGUAAUGGAUUAUUACACAUAGGAGAUGAAAUUGUGUCUGUGAAUACCGUGGAGGUGGGUAAAAUGUCUUUAGACGAUGUUGUUAUAUUAAUGUCUAUUCCUAGAAAAUUGAUACUUAAAAUUAGGUCUAAGAAAAAUUGUAAUAAGAAAAAUGUGUCAUGCCCAUCUUUAGCUGUGACAGAAAAAGAUGAACCACCAGUGGUUGUGAUAAAGAAAGGUCAUGUUCGGGCCAACUCGGACACUCAGUUGGAGAUGACCGAGAAGAUCCCGAACAUGUUCGAACCGUCUCCUCAUCUAGAUACGGAUUAUUUAGGGAAACGUUUAACUCGCCAAGAACGCACUACCUCUCAAUAUGCUAGUAUUUUCAUAUCUCCUCAUAAGGCUGAGGCUAAAUUAUUGACUGGUGAUGACAACAAUAGUGACCAUUCUAGUGAAGGCUCAUUACCGCGUAGUAUAGAUUCAGGCAGCAAAGACCAUUAUGCGGGCCAUCGAGGUUAUAGCGCUGCGAUGGUCACUCCUGAAGAUCCUUAUGGCUACCUCGCACCAAGCUCAUUACCAACGUACUCACUGCCACAGAGUGAUUCAUUAGAGCGUGAAUAUGGUCGAAUACUUCAUAAAGAUCAGCAACAACAACAACAAAAAUACAUCCCCGGUCACCAAAGAUCGCCUUCAAAAGGCAGUACAAUAUCUCAUACCCCUGCCCGAACUAGGUAUUAUAGUUCGGACAGCGAUAGAGGUGCUUAUAGUGAUACAUACCAAGCGUUAUCCGAGUGUGGGUACGGUUCUCGAGGCUACAGUGACAGUUCCAGACGGUAUAUAGGUGGUUUCAGGGAAAUGAUACAUUCCAAAGCAAAAUACGGUGGCAAAAUGCCACGUCCGAGAUCUCCCGAGUGUUAUAAUUCAGAUUCUGAGGUGUUAUACACGAGCCCCAGCGGCGGUGUUCUCGCGGCUGACUCUAGGGGUUUUGCCUCGGAUUAUGAAACAUAUGCCGGCGCAGUGAGUGACGAAGAACCUGUGUAUGCUGUUCCCAAACCGAUCUCAUCCAGCAGUAGCACAGAAUUGCAAAUGCUACUUCGGAAGUUCAAUACCCUCUCACACGAGCUGCAAGCGGAGCAAAACCGUCUACAGCAACAGCUCACGGCACGGGACCGAUCUACAGGUGCUAUAGGAUAUUCUCGAGCUGAGGGUUAUUGUUCUGAUGAAUAUGGUACUAUCUAUUCCUCUCCAAGUAGCAGCUACGCCACUAAAUCUCUAUCCCCCGUGCCAAACCGGAAGGUGGCUGCUGCGACGCAGACGCCUUCGCACGUGAAACUUCUUCGAAAGCAUAGCGCCGACUGUCUGUUGUCGUACAAAACAUAUCAAAUGGAGGAACCAUACGCCACGAUAGAACCCCCCUCCACUCAGGAAGCGAGAUACUCAAAGCCACAUAUGCAUUCUUCAUCGAAGGGGCAAAAAGUGCCCCCAACCACAUCUACCUCAAUUACUUCGGCGUCAAACGCCGAGGCUAGUAAAGCUAUAGAUACUAAUGGCAAAACUAUUACUCGAACUUCCGCCAGUAGGUUCAGAGAUUUGCAAUUAGCAAAGCGACCAUUGCAGAUCGCGUAUGGUGAUUUUGAUUGUUAUAAAGUUGAUCUGAAGAAAAGAAAUGAAUUUGCUCGUGCAAACGGGCAUGAUGGAAUUUUAUGUGUGCACGUGUUAUGUGGUCAAGGUUUAAAGUGUGCUCGGAUGACCUUACGUGAUCUGUACUGCGUUGUGUCAAUAGAUUCUAUUAACAAAGCUCGAACAAUGAUACGGACGGGUGCAGUCAAUUUUGACUGGGACGAGGCUUUUGAUAUAGAUCUAGAAAAUGCAAGGGACGUGUCUUUUUUAAUUUAUAAUUGGGAUCCUAAUUAUAAGCAUAGGUUGUGUUUCCAUGGGUCUUUAUUUUUACCCGGAUUUAUAGACCCAGGUAGGAAGAAAAAAAUUGCUCUUAAAAUGGAACCCAAAGGACUUCUUUACCUCACUGUUCUCUAUAAAGAACCCAAAGAAAUUCUACAACGAUUACCUUCUGUGAAAAGUGAUGGAGUUUUUGGUGUGGAUUUGGAUACCGUGAUAAAACGUGAACCCGGAAGUUCGCACAUUCCUCUCUUGGUUGUGAAAAGUAUAGAAGAAAUUGAACGUCGUGGUUUGGAUGUUGUUGGAAUAUAUAGACUUUGUGGGUCAUCGCGACGGAAAGCGCAGCUACGGGAAGCGUUCGAGAAGAAUUCUGCAAAUGUGGACCUGUCUCCUGAUAAUGUAUCUGAUAUCCAUGUUGUUACAGGUGUUCUCAAAGAUUAUUUUCGGGAGUUAUCGGAGCCGCUGGUGACCAACGCCCUCUACCAGAUGAUGUUGGAUGCCCUCAGUGUUCGCCUACCGAGUGAUCCCGAUGGCAGUGCUAAACUUAUGUUGAGCAUCCUAGAGUGCCUUCCAAAAUCCAAUCAGGAGACGAUGUCAGUGGUGCUGAACCAUCUCCAUGAAGUAGCGGCCCACAGUGACAAGAACAAGAUGGGACUGGAACAGUUAGCAGUGUGUUUAGGUCCUGUCCUUCUAUGUCCUUCAUCCGUCGGCUCCGACGACGAGACUCUAGAGUACAGCAAACAUAUUGAGGUCCUGAAAUACCUGCUUGAAAUAUGGGGCAAUAAAAAUAAUGAUGGUUCCAAGCCAACCAGCACUCCAUCUUCUCAGAAAUCUGCGAGUCCUCCGGUUAAUACAAGUUGACAGACGUGUUUAUAGGAUUUUCAAGAUUUCUUCUACUGGCAAUUGAGAGGCGGGGACAGUAUAUUCAAGUUAAUAGGAAACGUGUUUGUAGGAUCUACUACCUGUCUUAUUCUGAGGAAGUCAUAAAACAUUAAAUUCAAGUUGAAGGACAACGUUCUUGUAAAAUCUUCAACAAUUCUCCAGACACGGCAGACGCGGUUACAUUUAAUUCACGUUGAUAAAAAACGUGUUUGUAAUUUCUGCAAAUACAGAAGUCGGGAGUAAAUACAAGUUUAGAAGCAACUUGUUUAUAGAUAUAUCAACGACAUUAAAUGCAAGAUAAUUAACAGACAAUUUGUGUGUAGGAUCCUCAACAACUUUUAAGACAUGAAAUCGGUCAGAAAAUAUUAAAUCUAAAUAAGCUAUAUGUAGGAUUUUCUUCGUGUUAUUCAAACACGGUAGACAUGAACAUUCAAUGCAAGUUGACAGCCACUUGUUUGUAGGAUCUGUAACAUCUCUUUCAGUGAUUCACAAUUCAGGAACAUUGAAUACAACCUCAAAGACAACAUUUAUGCAAGAACAGCAUAAACGAAAAUAGUUCUUCAGUCACAAAAUAGAAAUGCUUCGAUCCGUUUUGAAAGAACUCGCUCUGUGCUAGUUUUCAGCAAUACACGUUGUUGUGUUGACAGACCAGCUUGGAACAAAAAUUAACAAUCAAUUGUCCAGUCAACAAAUUCAGCAACUAUUGCGGCUGGAUUGUGUUUCUUGAGGAACAUACUGCUUCAGUGGUGAUUUUAUCUUUCAAAGGCGAUUUAAAGAAGUAGGCAUAUAAUGAAAAUCCGUAUUUUCCGUUCGGUCGAGUUAUCUCUGUACGCAACUUCGGUAUUCUCCGUUUGUUUUGAAAAAAAAAAGCAUUUUUUGUUACGGGCGAAGGAUGCUGAAUUAGCAUACGAUGAUACGUGAUUGCACGGAAAUUGCCGAUUAUAAAUAUGGGACCAGUACCUUAACGGGCACACUUUUAUAUCAAAACUGAUAUACUGGAUUUAGCUUAGAUAUAUGACAGAAAAAGUUUAAAUGGUCAGUUUUCAGACACACAAAUUACAAAUUAUUAAUCUUUGGCUUGACGGCAGUUGAUAUUAGUAGAAUCUACAUUCUUGCCUCCUUAAAGAAUAAUUUUUGAAAUUUCAAUAAAAAGGUAAAAUCAUCCAUGAAUUUGAAACAUGUACGAGUUUUAAUGUAAAAACAUAUAGGUACAUAACUGUGCACUAAAUGAAAUGUUUGAUUUCGUACAUUUAAAGAAAUUUACAUUCCAAUUUUUAGGCAAACAAUACCAGUUCUCUGCAAAAUAUAUUGAGCUUAUAACAUAACAAAUUGAAGCAACACCAUUUGAAAAAAAAACAACAUAAUUAUGUAAAACAUAUUCAAGAAACGGACAAGAAAACUUAGUGAUUCGGGUGCAGUCGGUGUCAUGUUAUCGUGAGUUAUAUGAGUGCUCUAACAUCGAUUAAUUAAGGAUUUCGAUACGGAAUCACCUUUCAGAGGAAUUUGUUGAAAUGUUCCCUCGUGCGACAUGAUUAUUUCUUUUAAUUAGAGAGAUGGAUUCUAUAUUGACCAUUUUAUUUCUUGAGGUGAUACUUUACUCAGUGUCAAACCUAUUCCAGGAGAAAUGAUCAGUUCAGUAAUAACUGCAGUGCAAUUACUUGACGGUAAUUGGACACGGAAAUUCUUAAAUUGACUCUGUUUGCUUUUUUUCACCUUCAGUCUUUUAGAAGGUACCGUACUUGUAAAUACUGAAAUGUUUAAAAAAAAGGUGGUGAAUAUCGAACUUAGAAAUGACUGCUAUAAACCUAACCUAAUAAACUGUUGUAUAUGGCACUUUAGAAGUUGCGAUUGCGUACAUUUACGCUCAUUAUUCAUAAAUUUGACCGAUUCAAUCGAGCUUCUCGCUACACGUAUAUGAGCUGUGCCAUGAGA